UAAUACAAUAAAAUAUUGACAAAAAAUAUUUGUGAAAAUGGUUAUCACAAAACCUUAUGUAAUAAUGGUAAUGCUGAAAGUACGAGAGAGGAGGAAGUUUGAAAAGAAGGUGAGACGAUUGCUGGAAGAUAAGUUGUUGAUGCUGGAUAAGAAGCACGAUUUUAAACAAGCAACGGUAAACGAAUAUGAAAAUUGGUCAAUGUAUGGGCGUUGGGAAAAGCUGGAUGUGCAAAAGCUUCCAAGGGUGUUGAGGCAAGGGGAAAAAGAAAAGCGCAAGACACGCUCGACUGACCGAAGAAUGAUUUCACAGAGUAAGGCCCGCACCUCGUCAGACCGUUUACAAAUAUCAAAUUCCAUCAUGGAGCAAAUAACACCGUUGUUGGUGGAGCAUGGAAUGCCUUUGGAGAGGGAUUGGAUAUCGGAGCUGCGUCGAGGUCAUCCUUCUAAGUCUGGAGAUUUUUCCAAGGCUUCGGAAGAAGGAAGGUCUUCGACGAUGGAAGAUGUCUCGCCAUGGGCGUUAACUCGAGCCGGUUCUUCAAUGACUAAAGAAGAUGUUGAAUCGCGUUCAGGAACUGAAGAAAUAAUCCCUUGGCUGUCUGAGCACCAUGAACCUUCUGAAAAGAUGGAAAGCAAUUCUUCAACUGUUGAAAUGAAAGAAGGAGGAGAUGAAUCGUUUUGGGUUAAUAAGCAAUCGACGCCUUCGGCAUCUAUCACACAAAAGAUGUCUGUUGAUAUCGUCUCUGUAAUAAAAUCGUACAGGGCCGCUGGUUCGGGCGCCUCCAGCUGCCAGUCUCAGGAAAAGGACAAAAUGCCUGUACACAUUUUCUCAUUAGAUAAAGAAAUAUUCCCUUUCUUGAUGAAGAAAACGCGAGAGUUUAAUCAUAACAGGAUCCUCAAUAGACAGAGACCGACUCUGAACAGCAUUGUUAACAUUCAAGAAGCUGCUCUGCACAACUACACCCUUCUUCAAAUGAAAUACUCAUAUUAUCUGGGAAACGAAGAAAGCGAUGCACGCUACUUUUAUGAAGAUUCAUACCUUGUGGAAGAAGACAGGUUACUGGGUCUGAUGAUACUAAGAUGGCAAAUGAAAAAAUUCCAAUGCGCAAACCAUCUACCAUACGAACGACUUACCAUUAGAUGGGCCCAGUUUUCAAGAGUGGAUAAUAUAAGCUUUGUGAAUGCAGAAACGGCCAUAAUGAGUCGAGGGUGUCAUUUCAUGUUUGUAAACCUUAACACAGGGAACAAGUGCAUAUACAAACUGUGUGAACCGAACGAAGGGGAGAGGAUAAAUUGUUUUUGCACUGACUCAACCAGAUCGAUCAUUGCUUUCAACGGGGCCAAGUCAUAUCAAAUAGUAAUCAUGGAAUAUCUGACUAAAAAAAAGCUUUCAAUUCUCGAUGAUUCCCUCAAGGAAGAUUAUUUGUAUCUUGCCAUGGGUUAUGGAAAUCUUCUUUAUGCUUUAAGAGGAUAUCCAUCGUUUAGAAUGACUAUAUGGAAUUGGAAAACAGCAGAACUUUUGCAUACUAUGCGUAAUACAGUAGUGACCAAUGAUGUUUUCAUUAGAGCACAUCCUUCGGAAACCUCUUGCUAUAUAAUGAACACCAACUGUGGACUCACAUACAUCUCGAAACAUAUUAUUCACAUGUUCGGCAGACUUUGUAUUGUCGAUGAAAUCGAGUUGGAUUUUUAUCCAAGGACUGUAGUUUAUGACGCUUGCUUUAGCCCAAAAAAUAAUAUCUAUUUUGUAGAUGACAAUGGAAAUAUUUACGGGGUAUCUCCAAAAUAUGAGAUAUUCAAGUUGUACUCCUGGAAGGUGAAAAUUUGCGAAGUAGGGGUUCUUGGUUUGCCUUGUAAACCCGUCCUGCAAACCGCUAUUAGCUGGUACAAGAAAGGUUUAUUAGUGUUAGGACCGAGCGGCUAUCUUAGGUAUUACAAGAUGAAAUUGAAUAAAAGUAAUGAAAAAAUUAUGAUUCUCUCCCUGGAAAUCAAGCGAGAUACUGUGAAAGCAUUAUUAGCAACAAACAACAUUGCGACUAAGGCUAUACUUCAUUGCGAGAAGGCUGGGCUGUGCACAAUCAGGGAUAAGAAGUUGGUUGUUAUAGAGGAUAAUAGCAAGCUUAAAGUUUCAUGCAUGGACUUCUUAAAUCCUACGUGCCAUUAUUUUGUAACGGCUUAUCGUGAAGACAUUCAUGUCUGGUCUAGAAUCACCGGCCAGCUGAUGAAUUCAUUUUAUGUGACGAUCAAUGUUGGUGCAAUAGUAUGCCAUCCGUACCAUCCUUACAUUAUUGCGACAAGUGCAGACACUGGGUCGUUUAGAGUGAUUGAUUUACGGUUUAUAAGGAAACCCAAUCAACUUUAUGACAUGUGGGUUUCAAAACAGUUACUCACAUCAAUCAGAUUUUCAGGCGAUGGGAAACGAAUGAUUAUUUUAAGCCCUGAGAACAGGUUGUUGAUAUUUAAGGCUGAUCCAAAAAUAUUUUGUUUCGAACAAGUCUACGAAGUGGAUGUGCCAAUUAGAUCCUUCAUAACAUGCAGGAAUCCCCCGUCCUGUGAGCUGCAAAUUCUCUCGCUGGACGUCCCACGAGUAAAUACCGUCAGGUCUCAUUUUACCCUCUACUGGCUACCUUUGAGAUACGGUGGCGAUUUUUACUGUACGGACACAUAUUCAGAAAUCGAGCCAUGUUACAAUCCGACCAAUACAUUCUUCGCCUUCACAGACCAUCGGAAAGAAUUACACAAGAUAUCAAUUGACACCAGAGGCCCAUAUUUAUCGACAACGAAACUUGUUGUUGUACCUCUUGUUCAAUGUUUCCCAACUGUACCGAGAAUAAGGUGUCUGCACGACCAUCUGAUUAUUUAUGGCAAGGAUGGUUUAAUUCACAUUCUGGACGAUACAGAUUUAAGGUGUUUCGCUUCAUUCAUGAAUCACCACAGAUUCGAUGGUGGUACGAAACAAGUCAUAAUCGACAAUCGUAGUCGUCACGUAAUCUCUCUUGGCGAAGAUGGCGUUCUGGCUUGCUAUGCUUUACCAAGGAAAAUUUGUGGCCAUAAGGCACAUGUUAUUCCUCACAGAGAGAACUACAUUCCUUUGCCUUAUCGAAGAAUAAAAAAUUGGAUUCCUGAAUAUGAAGCUGGCUUGAUGCCUUAUGAUGACUGGGUGAAAGAAAUAAAAGCAUAUAAAGAAAAUAAAGUGUAUAAAAUUGAAAUAACAAAGAUCAUUCAAGAACUCAUUGUAUUAAAAAAUACAUUUAGUUCCAUAUUUUACAUCAAUCAAAUGCAAGAAGACCCGGAGGCACGCCUUUCUCUUAACGAGUUAUGCAUCAAUCGUUGCAUAUUAAAAGAUGUAUUUGGAAAUGUAAUGGAGAAGCAUAAAAGUGAGAUAUUAGAGGUUUACAAGAAAAAUAUUACAAUUUUAAUGGAAUCAUUCAACAUGAUGAAGAUAUUUUUUUGGGAUCCUAUGAUCCUCCACUUAUUUGCUAUUAAGGCGAUAAGGGAUAGAUAUGUAUGCUCUUCCUAUGUAAUGCGCCGAAUGCCAAAUCAAUUCUAUAAACUUCGCUUCACCCACAUUAAUCAGCGAAUGAUCGAUGUGCAAGGACCCCAAGAAAAGUGUUUCAUCCCAUGGGGUAUCGAAAUUAUUAAAGUGACAGAAAACGAAUCUAAUGAAGAAGAAAGCUAUGAAGAUAUAUCAGAUUUUGAAUCGCCCAGUGUGAUCUCAAUGUUGCAAAGUACGGAAGCUGAACAAAUGAUUAUAGGCCAAGAAGAGGAAGAAGAGCGCGAUUAUCAUACGUUCCAGCUUGACAAAACUCUUGAAGAUGAUAUACUUGAAGAAUUCGGAGAGGAGGAAGAGGAAGAAGAAGACAAAAACGAAUCGUCAUCAACAGUAUCUGAUGAUGAUGAUUAUGAUGACGAUGAUGUCCAAUAUUAUCAAAUUGGUGAUCGAAUUUUUUAUAUUGAUUACACCUGUGAUGAUGAUGACAAAGGAAUGAGAGAAGAAUUCGAGGCCAGAGAAGAAGUGGAAAAUGAAGAAGUGGAAGUGGAGUGCGAGGAGGAUGAAGGAGAAAUGGAGGGAGAAAUAGAAGAAAUAGAAGAAGAGGAAGUGGUAGAGGAAGAAAUAGAACAAGAAGAAGAAGAAGAAGAAGAAAGAGAGGAGUAUGAUGUAGAAUGGAUGGAAAGGCUGUGGAAUGAAGAAGUUGAUGGUGAAGGUGAAGAAUAUGAGGAGUAUUCAUACGGAAGAAAGGAUAGAGGCCAAAUAACCGAUGAAUCCGGUCAGUACGACGAAAAGGAAAGCACAAUCUCCACAGUACAAGGUUCAGAGGAAGCUUCAGAAACCAAACUUCCAGAAAUCUUCGAGGGUCUAGACGAAGACUCAGAAAUACAGAUAGACUCAAGCGUAUCUUUGAUUUCAAAGAUACCAGAAUUAGAAGACUCUGAGCAGGACAUCGAAGAAGAACAAUUGUAUGAAGAAUGCGAAGAAGGUGUUGACAAAGAAUUUGUGGAAGCUUUAUUAGAACUGAAAAGAAGAGAAAAAGUCAUUGCUGAACAGUAUAGAGGGCCGUUCAGAAUUGCUCCUUGGAAAAGUGCUAAAACCAGAGCUCGAGCAUUUAGAAUGUACUUGAAAUACCAACAAGCCAGAAGAAAAUUGAAAAAACCAAAAGGAAUCACUUUGUUGGAAUGUCAAUUGUUAACAGACUCUUUAAAAAGAUUACCAAAAUUCGGUUACUUGAAAGAUGUUGUGAACUUGGCUGUACAAAACAUGAUGGCAAUUGAAAGUGGAAGGUAUCUGUAUAAGUUUGAACGAGCUCCUUUAUUAAAUUCUGUUGAAUUAAUGCUCGACUCUUUGGAGCCCGCGUUUUAUCACCACUUAGAAUUACCAAUCCCUGAAGCUCCGAAUAUGCUAGAGGCCAAUUUGGUAUUAACUGCCGAUGUAUUACUGUCAUUAUUUAAAGAUACAAUUUUUAAAUUGAAAAGAGAUUUUAAUAGACAUAUGAUAUCACUAAGAGCAGAGAAACUCAAAGAAAUGGAAAUGGUCGACGAGUACAAUCGUGAAAUUGAGGAGCUAAUAUUUGCUCUUCGUGACUCAUGCAGGCUAGACCCCCAAUUAUUGCCAAAUGUACCUCCAUGUGUGGCCCUGCUUGACUCAGAAGUGCCUGAAGCACUGAUUUCUGUUAAAGAAUGUGAGGUUCCUGCUAUCAAAUUGUUAACUCCUGAAGAAGAAGCUCUCGUAGAAGCUGCACUCGAGAAAGAAAGGGAACUUGAAAGACUUUAUAAGCUGGACGCUUGGAAGAGAGAAGCCUUGAUAGACAUGAUGGACGGUGUAUUAAAAUUGACUUGGAAAGAUGUUCUUAAAAGAAAAAUACCAGUGCCGCGCUUUUUGGCUGACAAAUUGGUUGACGAAUUUUCACCAGAAGAGAUAGAGAGAGCAAAGGAGUAUCAGAAACAAGUCAGGGACCUUCGAAUGAAGUGUCUUCAUUAUGUCAAACUGGUGCAGGAAGAUAUAAAAACAAUACUCCAUAAAUCUGAGAGCUCUCAAAGGGAACAUGAUAAAAAAAUUCGAAUGAUGAUGGACUUGAAAUUUGAACUAAUAACCGCAAUUGGCAGUGAACGGUUGAAAGUGAACAGACUUUGCGGUAGGAAAGGAAUGCAAAGUAAUCUUCUAGAAUUUAUACAAAUAAUUAGGGGUUGGCUCCACCAACAAAACAUUUUAAUGAGCCAACUGAAAAAAGGUUUGGUACGGAUGAAAAAAGAAGUGAGUUAUCUCAACUCAAGAUAUAACAAACUUAGACACAGGGACAAGAAUUUAAGAACGAGAUUCACAGUCAAUUUUGACGCAAAUUCGAUGAAAGCGUUAAAUUUAGAUAAAAUCAUGAGCCUUUAUCAAAGUCGCCCACCAUACUCGCUUCUUUAUAAUGCAACAGCGAACGAAUUGCGGGAGCUGGCUUCUUCAAGAUUGGAACACGGAAAUGCGCCUUACCUUACCCCACAGUAUGAUUUAUAUUUUGGCCAUAUUGUCCUAAUGAACAGCCCUGGAUUCCGGCCCCCAGGAAUAGAUAAAGCGACAUGGGAACUCAUCAUAUUUCACAGAAAGGAAAAAAUUAUUUGCGAACUUAUGCUUGAGGCAUGUAAAAAAGACUUGGAAAAAGGGAAAGAAGUCGUGAAGCAUUUCGAAGGAUCAUUGCAACGCAUAAAUCGUGACUUCACAUCCACUAAAAAUAUCCUUAUAAGAUCUCAAUCUAUUCUACGUGAACUUUAUCAAAGUGCAGAGUUACAGUUUAUGUUCCCGAGUGCUCACAUUGAAAAAGAUAGCGAUGAUGAAGAGGAGUUUUACAAUAAUGCAGUGUUAAUUGAAGCUUCAUUUAUUGACGAAUUGAAUUACAUAAUAAAGAAUGUUACAGUUAGUAAAACACAUGCUGGAGAAAGCUUGGUAGAAAAAUUUGAAGAAACAUCAUCUAUGGAGUUUCAACACAUUUACCUAAAAUGCUUGGCCACUCUAUUGCAUAAAGAAAAUAAAUUAAUCAAAAAAUUUGUAUACUCUUCCUAUUUGCAAAAAUAUCUGAAUAUUGUAAAUAAAACGGGUGCCGAGCCACCGAUAGAUCCGAUCGAAGAGGUCAGUGUAAUGAAAAUGGAAAAGCUAAAACUAGAAGAGUUACAGAGGCUCGACGAAUUGAAAGUUGAAGCAGUGGAGUGCAGAGCGAAUGAGAUUAAAAAAGAAAGAAUGGCAGUUCUCAAGGAACGUUUGGAAGAACUGUUUUCAAAAGCGCCUGAUUUUACCGAGACUUCUUUAGAUGCUUUUUCAGUCAAUUUGGCAUUGAUGGACAAUGCAAAUUUGGACGAUAUUAAACUGCCUUAUAUCAAUGUGGAUAUACCGGUUACCGAGGAGGAGCCUGACCCAAUGUUAGACACAAAGGCCUCCUCUUCGGCCGCUUUGAACCUCAUAGAAGAAGAAUCUAAUGAAUCCGAUGAAAAGGAAGAAGAGGAAGAUGAAGACUUUGCCAGUUUUGAAGGUUACGUGAAAACUUACGAAGGCCCACAUGUGAAGGUUGUACCAAAACCUUUAUGCAAAGUUGCAGUUUCCACAGAUGAUAUUACCACGAUUGACAAACACAUUUGUUCCAGUAUACUACUGGCUACUUUAAAUUCAUCGGUUAGUUUAUCAGAAGAUGCAGCUUCUAACCAAGGUUCUUCAACUCCUUCAUACACAUGCUCGGAAAGAUCAGUAUCACCAUCAAUGUCAGUAGAUAGUGAAGGUAGCGAGGAAGAAUAUAUUUCCCCUGAAAUGGAAACUAUACAUACAUCACUCAACAGCUGUGAGUCAUUAGAUGAAAAAUUGUAUAAACCAGACAGGCUGCGUAAUAAGAGUGAGUUAAUAUGUUCUUACGAAGAUGACUACUAUUUUAACGAUAUGACAGAUGAAAAUAAAUACUUCAUUCCGCCUGGUGGUUUACACUUUUUGGAUUUCAAGAAAGACAACUUUUAUUUAAAAGAUGCUCCAUUGCUUUUAAGAAGUUUUGUUAUGAAGAAGUAUCCUCUCACAUUUAGAGAAUCAUUCGACAAAGAAAAACUGAAAGAAGAGAUUCCGUUACCGCUAUAUUUGACAAAUUUUGAAGACAAGGUGGACGAUGAAGACUUCACUAAGAAAACAUUUGAAAUCAACUCUAUCGAUAGGGUUGCAAUUGAUGAAAUCGUGAAACAGUGCGAUGAAAGACUUCUGGCAGAACAGAGUGAAUCUCUGCUGAGCCUCGAAAGUUCGUAUGAAUACAGUGUUUUCAGUGAUGAAAGCGACAUGUGCAGUACUGACAGUGAAGACAGUUCACCCAAGCACAAGAAAGCAACAGGAAAGGUAGAAGUUGGAAACAGUGAUAAAAAACACGGUGAUGAAAGAAUGGCGGACAGUGGCAAAUACGACGAUCUGACUGAUGGCGAAGUAAUGGAUUAUGAAGAUGAGGAAGAAGAAACAGCCUUCCAUGAAAAAUUAACUUGUGGUACAUUUGACAAAGUAAAAGUGGGGGAAGUACACGCAAAAGUUCAUGUAGAAAAUGAAGAAGUUUAUAUACAAAAUGAUGAAGUCAAUGAAUUCGAUCAUGAGAGUUUUGAAAGUGACUCAGAUUCAGACGAUUCUUCACUGUCUGAAGACCGUCCCACCGUCGACUUGUCAGACAUAAGCGACGAUGCGUCUUUCCUGCAUGCGUUAAUAAGAGAAGAAGCUAAACGUAGAGCAGGAGAAAGUGAGGAACAGAGACGGAAAAUAGGCAAAGAUCACAUGGGACUCAAAUUACAGAAAUACGUUGAACCAGAUAAUUUCAAGAGAAACAAAAAUAAAAAAUCUAAAAUUGAUUUCAACUAUCUACUGACAUGGCGCAAACAGAAAAUCCAUCUGAAAGACAAAGAGCACGUUUUUCAAAAGCUACAAGGCAUUGCGGCAAUAUUAGCAGAUAGUGCGGAGUACGAUCCUACUUUGCCAUAUUACAGACAAUUUAAACAUCUGAAAUUGGAAUGUGAAUUGGAAUCUAUUAUAAAAAAAGAAGGCCUCUAUCUUUUAAGACAUAUUGAUAGUUUCCAUUCACUCUAUUUUGAAACGAGUGACGAGGAUGGGGAUGAAAAUCAAAUAGAAAUUAAUCCAAAACUAGAAUACUAUAUAGAUGACCUCAACUUGAAAGAUUUCAAUAAAGAAACAGACGAUGAUGGCAGCGAGUUGUGCGAACCUCCAGAUAAUAUAAUUGGAAUAUACGAUGUCAUUACUGGAGAAGUUGCCCCUGUGAUUAACAUACCCCAAUGCCCUUCGGUUUCUUCAACAUCUAGUGAUGACACAAGACAAAAACGUGUUAUCGAUCUGCCAAAAGAUGGUGACGGCGAUGAAGACGAAUAUGUUGGAAGGCGUCGCAGGGGUCAUAGGUCAAUCGGAGGAACUCACGAAAAAAGUCAUACUAAAAAAGAAAAACACAGUAAAGAUUAUCAUGAAGGAAUAUUGUUGUCAACAUCAGUGACAACACUAUCAACUUCAUCAGACGAAGAAAAGGAAAAAGAAAUAGACUUAUUGUCAAUUGCAAGUAGAGGUAUACAAUAUGGCAUACACAGUACAUACAAAAAGAAGAGAUAUGCUAAAGAAAAAAGCCUUGAAGUGAAAAUAAGAUAUACAACCGAUACAGAAGAUGAUCAUUUUCACAAGAAAGAUUAUAGAAAGAACAGAAGAUUUGAUUAUAGCUUCAAUGAUUUGGGAAUUAAAGAUCCAAAUAUAAGAUAUUUAUUGAGCGAACUGCAUAAAAAAGAAAUCACCGCUAUAGAAGCGGCGAAAAUAGCGGAAAGAGACAAGAUUAUCAUAGAACCAGAGGACCUUGAAGAGUUCAAACAAAUUUACGGAGAGAUAAGCGAUGAAGUGAUGGGAAUUUUAAAAUCCAUCGAACAAACGUACGAGCCUGUUCAUGUGAUAUUCUCAGAGAUGGAAAAGACAGAUCCGAUCUUAGCGACGCUCACAAAAGAACAAGAACUUCAAAGGUCUCCAGCCAAUGCUCAAGUGAACAGUUUUAUGAUGCAGGCGAACAAAGAACUUGAAUUUCAAAUGAAAGUGUUCAACAAAAGAAUACAAGAAUCGAUUGAAGAAGGAAAGAAAUUAUUGGAAAGGAAACAAGAUGCUUAUCAAAACCUUGUGCCCGAACUAAAUCUUCUGGAAUCUCUACAAGUCAAAGACUUAAAACCCCACGAAAGAAGGAAACGGCUUAAGCAAUUGAAGAAAAUCAGCGGAUUGCUCCAGGUCAUUCAGAAUAACAAAUCAGAUUUGCAACAACUCGAGUCCGAAUUGGAAAUACUUCAUCUCAGAAACUACCCAACCUUUGCACUGAAAAAGGACGUAAUAACCUAAAAAUUUGUAUUUGUCACACUCAUUAAAUAAAUAAAUAUUUCUCAUUA
Cimex lectularius (bed bug) is the source of this 9900-nucleotide messenger RNA. RefSeq lists its product as uncharacterized. Lineage: Eukaryota; Metazoa; Arthropoda; Insecta; Hemiptera; Cimicidae. The coding region runs from base 38 to 9853 and encodes 3271 amino acids. Gene Ontology annotation, biological process: cilium assembly. The transcript has 28 exons. Gene Ontology annotation, cellular component: axoneme. The record is from RefSeq and is a predicted model, not a curated record. Gene Ontology annotation, molecular function: protein binding.